AAUAAUGUGGUCAUCGUAUAAGGCGAACGCUCAAUCAACUGGAUUACGUCGCAUGCAACGGUAGUCUAUUAUUUGAUUUCGCGUGUAUACUUUGAAGAAACAAAGAAAAAAAUGUUUAGUCACAAGUACUCGCUCGUCAUAUGCAUCUAUACAUUAGUGUUACCUUCCUCUUGUGUUGUUAAGGAUAUUUUAACCUCUGCUAUAGGCAUCUCUGGAAUCGCUCCAGAUUAUCAAAAUAAAAUAAACUUAAUAUUAUAUCAAGGAUUAUCGGUGCAAAAUGCUAAAUCCUAUAAAUAUUCACUUGCUGAAUCAACUGAAUUAAAAAAUCAUCUUGAUAUAAAAUUGCCUUUCGUUCUCUAUGUUCACGGCUUUAUAGAACAUUAUUCUAAUGAAAGUGUCCAAACCAUUAUUUCAGCAUAUCUUCAGAAGGGCGCAGAUAACAUUGUAAUAUUGGAUUGGAGUGCGUUCUCUUAUGAAAAUUAUGCAAUAUUGUCUAAACGUAUUAAAACCAUUUCAAUGUUCACGGCCAGAGCACUAGAGGACUUAGCAAAAGCUGAAAUAUUAAAUGUCGAUACUUUGCACAUCGUAAGUCACUCUCUAGGUUCACAUCUAGCUGGCUUUCUGGGACGCUUUCUUAGUUUUACUAUUCCCAGAAUUACUGCUUUAGAUCCGGCAAACCCUCUGUUUUAUCAGCUCAACGCCGAGCACAUAGACAAUAGUAGUGCAGAAAUAGUCGAUGUGAUCCACACAGAUGGUGGUAUGUACGGAGCAAAUCCCAGGACAGGAACUAUUGACUUCUUUGCUAAUGGGGGCAUUAGACCGCAGCCUGGAUGUCCAGCAAUAGGUAUGUGUAAUCAUCAUAGGUCAUGGCGAUUCUAUUCCGAAUCUGUGUUAAAUGAUACAGCUUUUCCGGGCCUUGCAUGCGCAUCAUUUGAAGACUUUAAGGCAGAAAAAUGUAAGGAAAACGAAAUAGUCUACUUUGGAUAUUCAAUGACUGCAAAAAGAUCGGGUGGUGCUUAUUACUUUACAACUAAUAAAGCCUCUCCAUAUGGAAAAGGAUCAGAUGGACUAAAAUACGUGUAAUAUAUAAUUUAGAU
Messenger RNA from Ceratosolen solmsi marchali, 1097 nucleotides. Its product is annotated as pancreatic lipase-related protein 2-like. The record is from RefSeq and is a predicted model, not a curated record. The transcript has 7 exons. Lineage: Eukaryota; Metazoa; Arthropoda; Insecta; Hymenoptera; Agaonidae. Bases 112 to 1083 code for a protein of 323 amino acids. Gene Ontology annotation, biological process: lipid catabolic process. Gene Ontology annotation, molecular function: lipase activity; serine hydrolase activity.